CGUUGCCGCCACCGCCGCCACCAUUCAUCUCUGCCAUUGUUGCCGUUAUUGUCUCCUUCGUCGACACGUCACCGCUGGAGUUAUGAAUGAGGGACAAGGUGAUCGUGGAGCCUCUCCUCUGCUUCUGCGUCGUCUUCCCCGGCAGGUUCUUCCGCUGGUUCUACUUUUGCUCCGGUGGCUUGAAGAACUCAGAGCGCAGUUUCGAUGCGAACGCGGUGGCACUGGCGGAGCAGAUCUAGAAGGUGAGCGAGCGGGAGUCUCUGGAAGCUUCGAUUGAAGCUGCGAUAGUGUGAUCGAAGCUAUCAAAUCUUAUGGAACUAAUUCUCAUGUCGUUCUGAGUCACUGAGGGCCUGCUAUGGUGUUUUGAGGUUUGUUAUGGAAAAUGGCGCCAAGGGAUGUGAGGUCAUUGUUAGUGGCAAGUUGAGGGCUCAGUGCUAAAUCCAUGAAGUUCAAGGACGGGUACAUGAUUUCCUCAGGGCAACCAGUCAAGGACUACAUUGAUUCUGUGUAAGACAUGUACUCCUUAGGCAGGUUGGAAGAGUUUGCUUGUUGUAACAGAUUAGCUUACAAGAGAAUUGUAAUUAUUCAAUUUUUAGGCAUAAACUUCAAAAAUCUUGGCCCAGAAAUUGACCAUUGUAGCCCUGCAACAUAUAAGACAGAUUGCACAAGAAUCUAGCAGAGAAAUUCAGUAUGGUGGCGGACGCCAGCCUACUGUGUUGAGGACAUUUAGCCAGAGACUCUGCCGGGGGUUCAAUGAUGCUGUUAAUGGGUUUGUGGAGGAUGGUUGGUCACUGCUAGGCAAUGAUGGGGUAGAAGAUGUGACUAUAGCUAUAAACUCAUCUCCCAACAAAUUUUUGGGGUCCCGGUACAAUUCAUCAAUGUUCCCAGCUUUUGGAGGUUGGGUUCUGUGUGCCAAGGCAUCCAUGCUGUUGCAGAAUGUUCCUCCGGCUUUGCUUGUUCGAUUCUUGAGGGAGCAUCAGUCUGAGUGGGCUGAUUAUGGUGUUGAUGCAUACUCUGCUGCAUGUCUUAAGGCUACUCCUUAUGCUGUUCCUUGUGCAAGACCUGGUGGUUUCCCAAGCACCCAGGUCAUUUUACCACUUGCUCAUACUAUUGAGCAUGAGGAGUUCUUGGAGGUAGUUCGCAUAGAGGGUCAUGCAUUUUUCCCUGAAGAUGUUGCAUUGGCACGCGAUAUGUAUUUGCUUCAGGUGAAGACAGUGGCUCGUAUUGUGGAAGGUGAUGCAGGGAAAGUAAUUUGCAGGGAAGCAGAGAGGAUCAAACAUAUGGCUGUAGUUCUGGGAUCAAGAGGCAGAAGCUUAAUUCAAAGUGUGCUACAGGAAAGUGUUGGAGAGUACUGCUUCCACCACUGCAAAGCAGCACCUGUUGUCAUCGUUUCUGGAAAAGAUGCUGGAGAUGCAUCAAUAUUGUAGUGAAGCUUUGUACGUAUAUCAAUUGGCCUUGUUAAUAUAUUUAACAGUCAUGUUUAGUGAAAUGAAGAUUGGUUCUGACUCAUUUUCACCAAGAAUAGAGAUGUUUUCCUUGCAUAUGUUCACAUGUUAACCACUAGCAUGUUAUUAAUUCAAUGGCUUAGUAACUCAUUUUCUCAU
Messenger RNA from Arachis ipaensis, 1604 nucleotides. The record is from RefSeq and is a predicted model, not a curated record. Lineage: Eukaryota; Viridiplantae; Streptophyta; Magnoliopsida; Fabales; Fabaceae.